This is a messenger RNA of Aspergillus piperis CBS 112811, 2705 nucleotides long. RefSeq lists its product as uncharacterized. The record is from RefSeq and is a predicted model, not a curated record. The transcript has 3 exons. The coding region runs from base 53 to 2653 and encodes 866 amino acids. NCBI's taxonomy places the organism in Eukaryota, Fungi, Ascomycota, Eurotiomycetes, Eurotiales, Aspergillaceae.
CGGGGCCCCGUAUAACUAUCAGAAAAAGAACCCGAUCAAGCACCCGCACACCAUGAAGCUCCCAUUCCUCGUGACCAUUCUUUCCGCAACCCUUUCCUCCGCUGUACCAAUCGCCAAUACAACCACCAUCUGCGGUCCCGACGAAGCAAUCAUCAUCCUCCUAAGCAACAACACCACUAAGACCAUCAAGAAAGCCGACCUCAAGUCCCAGAUCCCAAACCUCACCUACCUGCCAUCCACCAACAAUGACAGCACACCACCCCUGCUCAUCACCAGCGCCUCCAGCCACAGGAACAACACCACCACCAAGCGCGGAAGCUCCACAAACCUGAUAAUUCCUCUGGAACCGCAGACUUUCCUCGGCUGGGACAUCGCCAUGUCGACCAUCACGCACGCCAACCAGGCCCCCGUCACCCUCGCCAUCCAAUCCGGCCAAUCCAUCGCCAACAGCAUUACGACCGGCGCCUCGGCCGACUUUAGUCUCAUCGAGGACUUUCUCUCUCUGACCACCAGUAUCAGCUACCAGCAGACCACGACGAGCACGAUCACUGGCACCGUGACGAUGACGAUCCCCAAGGGUAAAUGGGGCGCGAUUGUGAGUAAUCCGCUAACGCAUCGGACUCGUGGGUAUGUGUUCAAUGGGGAGCCGGGCAACGGGGGCACAUUUGAGUAUUAUCAGGCGGAUAGCUAUGAAGAUAGUAGCUAUACAUACGGUGAGGGGAAGCUGGAAGAAAAGUGUGACCGUCAAAUACGGCCACCGCAACUAUCCUUGAUCCUUCGCGAUAACAAUGUUCUCCAACUGGAGGAGCAACAACUUCAAGAUGCACUCGAGCAGAGUCGAGAAUAUUGGUAUCAAAUUGCAAAUUUGGCCUUUCACCUGCGGGAAGCAGGCUUUAGUUCGGAGUUCACAAAUCCUCGUCUCGCUCUACACAGAAUCCCGAAACUUCAAGUUCGUUCUGGACGGCUUCACGUUCGCCCCUAUGGAAUGACUCAUAUACGCAGUCUUUGCUGUGAAGCUUCUUCAAUCUGGACUCUGUCUACAGAUCAGGAUUGCGGCAAACUCAAGAAGCAGAUAUCACACCUCACUUUCGUCCAAGUUGGCACUGCUGCUGCUACAUCUUUUAGCUUCAUCGAGGACGCGUUCAGUUCAUGGGACGGCAUGAGCGGAGGAAAUGCCAUUGGAUCAAACCAUCUUGGAAUUCUCGCCCUUGGAUGGUGCUAUGUACUAUCUGCACAGCUUGUUGAGAUGCGAGGUGAAGACUCUUCUAUGCAGUACACUCUCUGCCAGACAGGAUACAGCAAUGAGAGUUUACCCGAUUCCUCACAAGCCCACGUCAUCGAUGUUGGGGAGGUGGACGCGAGCGUAGCUCGCUGGUGGUCUGCAAUACUCGCACCGAAUGAAGGAUGGAAAGCUACAGUGAAGCAAACGCCCCAAGGGGAGUUCCUAGCCCCGUGGUCAGUUUCGCGUGCCUGCGAAACGCAUUUCUCGAUUAAAUAUAAGGGGGCCCUCUCUCCAGACCCUGACCCAACGCCCUUAUCUUCAGAGAGAGCUGUUGAGGCACUUGUUGAAUUCGCACGUCUGCAUGAAUUGCAAAGCCAGUUCUCCAUUGCUCUUACGAUGGCUCUGACAAUCCCCACACAUAAGUAUUAUGGGUUGUCUGCCAAACUGCCUCUUCCCCGAGAUACUGGUUCUAAACCAGUUGAAACACCCGUAGAUGCUGAAUGGAUGAACUUGAAAGAAGACUUGCCCUAUUACAUGACUCUGAGUUGCAGCCCGGAAGUAAUGAUGUCGACCUUCUGUGGAGCAUUCUGGGAGCAAGAUGUCCCCUGCAAUCUCGUCAGCCCAUGGCUACAUCCGAUCAUCAAUGAAGUUUUAGGUGGUUUGCCAGAAAAUGGACUAGAAGUCCUUGCAUUCAUAGGUACAAUCCGCCAGCCACGUUUCACCACAUUCUGGAUCGGGGCUAUUGCCAGUGGCCUAGGCCCAGAAAUUCUCCACAGAGUAAGAAGAGGUCAUCCACCUCUUGACCGGGUCGCCUUUCCCUGGACGGGGUGUCCACAGAGCUUCAUGGACGUUGCAGGAUCGGGCCCGUACACUUGCAAAGAUCCAAAUUACAUUCUGAGAGAAGAUGUCUGGCGGUUAACGAAUUACCCUUCGACCGACGGGGACAAUGAAAGCUAUCAACAUGGACCUAGAGUACCUUGGGCACCGUGCGGAGCAUCUCUCACAAGGGACUGUGCUCUCUAUGUCACGGCACACUUGGACUGCCCCCGGCAUGGAUAUGAGUAUGAUCAUUGGGUGUGGUACUUGCCGGAUGGUACUCUCAUGCAGGACAGUGGGUUCUCGGAACAAGUAACGCCAGCUGUAUCAGAGAGUCAUUUCGACAAUAUCCAGUUAAAGACACGCAGGGAAUUUAAACGAACACAGCUUGAUCAGGAAGCUUCAAGGGAAGCCUCAGGGCAAGUGUUCUUGUGGUACUUUUUCGGUGGAGAAGGACUACCCUCGGAAAGCAUUUAUCAGGAAGAAUGGCUUAAGGAGAUAUGGGAAAAUAAUAUGAGUGAGUUUGGCGGCGGUGAGUUUGAUGAUGGAGAGGUACCGGAACCGGUCGUCAAGUCUGGGGAGUUUGUUGAUUCAUGGCUUAAUACUGUUAGUUGACACUGCCUAGGUGUCUCACGAGUUGCUUAUUGGGGGAAUAGCUUUAGCAGGG